AUGUGGCUGAUCGAUACCACCACCCUGAGACUCGAGGAGAUCGUCGAUCUGCAGGACUGCAAAUAUGCUAUUCUGUCACACACCUGGGAAAAAGAUGAGGUAGACUUCCAGGACAUGAUGGCCGAAGUCCGGCCGGCACAACUCCUGAAGAAGGCUGGCUUUUUGAAAAUCAAAAAGACAUGCGAAGUGGCGAAGGAGAAGGGGUACGGGUUUGCGUGGGUUGAUACCUGCUGUAUCGACAAGACCAGCAGUGCUGCGCUUUCGGAAGCAAUCAACUCCAUGUUCCACUGGUAUAAAGAAUCAUCAUUGUGUCUUGCUUAUCUGUCCGACCUCGAGGCCAACAACUUCGAGCACUCUGAGAGCAAGACAUCGGAGUUCAUGAAAGAUUGCGUUUGGUUUACUCGCGGCUGGACGCUGCAAGAAUUAAUCGGCCCUGAGGAGCUCGAUUUCUACGACCAGGAGUGGAAGUUCAGAGGCAGCAAGAAGACUCUUAGGCGUGAGCUGUCCACGAUCACGGGAAUCGACAUCGGUGUUCUCGAAGACUCAGAAUUGUUGCCGACGAUUCCCGUGGGCCGGAGAAUGUCGUGGGCAGCGUAUAGGAAGACAACGCGGGUAGAAGACAUUGCUUAUUGCCUCUUCGGGAUAUUUGGCGUCAAUAUGCCAAUGAUUUACGGCGAAGGCAAGAACGCUUUCCUGAGACUCCAAGAAGAGAUCGCCAAGAGCAACAACGACCUGACACUAUUCGCUUGGACAUCACAGAAUGAGUCGGGAGUCGACAGGCGACCAACCCAUCCAAGUCAACAGGGAAAAGACCUGCGCGGUAUUCUCGCUCAGUCACCCUCGGAAUUUGUGGAUUGUGGCCGGCUAAGAAUACUUCGAGACGGAGUCGCACCCGUUAAGGAGUUCGCGAUGACGAACAACGGUCUGAGGGUAGAGACUGUUCUUGGAUCGUCCCCUGAAAAGGAGUACGUCUUCGCCCUCGACUGUGUCAACGACAAGAAUCGCAGGCUAGGGAUCUAUCUCAUGAAGACAGAAUUUGGGUUCGUCCGAGAUCGCGCAAAUGAAUUAUUCUCAACAACAGAUAGGGGUUUCUGGAACGGGAAGCCGAUCACGAGGUACAUUGCAAGGACACUGAGCAAUAGCCUUGCCCUCCGCCUGAGGGCUCAACUGCUACAGUCGCUGAACUUCCGCUUCCAUCUGCAGCCCAGGGCAAGCUACAGUGUGGAGAGAAUAAGGCCUCGGCCCUCUAAUUUAUGGGACAGUAACGGAAAACUGUUCCUCACAGGGAACCGCCGCGACUUCACCGCGUGCGUCGAGUUCAGUCUCAAACCGCUGUGGUGGAGAUUCGUGAUUGUUUGUGGCCUCAUCGACAUCAGGAGCGAAAACCCGGCCGUUUCUGACCUUUGGCACCAAGGUGAUCACUUCUCGUCCGCCAUGCCCUGGAUGACCAUAUUCACAGAUCAAGACCCAAGUGCAAGGCCCCAAUUGGAGAUAAUCGACAAACUGAAGAAAGGCAACGAUGAGCUGAGAAAGUUGAGGAGCACAGUUCUGUCAUGGUAUGUCGACGAAAAUAAUCGGUUGCCCUUGCGCAGUAUGGCCGAGAAGAUAAAGACGGUUUUUAUCGAAGAUGACGGCAGGGAGAUAUCGUAUCACCUAGAGAUGAUCAGGGAAGCAAAUUUCCACAGCAAGGGCACACCGGUUUUCAACAUCAGAGUCUCCAUUUCCGAGGUGACCAGGGUCCGCGAUUCCUCUACCAUGGGCGAGGUCGGGUCAGAAGAAGACGAGGCGAGUUAUGCUCGCGCUGGGCCCAGCCCUAGAGCGCCGCAGCCCCCAAAAUCCGUACGGCUCGGGUCCUUCGGCAGGGCAAUGGGCAAGCCCAUCCGGAUACUGUCCAUCCGGGCCGGGAUAUAA
Messenger RNA from Diaporthe batatas, 1911 nucleotides. RefSeq lists its product as uncharacterized. Lineage: Eukaryota; Fungi; Ascomycota; Sordariomycetes; Diaporthales; Diaporthaceae. The transcript has 2 exons. The coding region runs from base 1 to 1911 and encodes 636 amino acids. The record is from RefSeq and is a predicted model, not a curated record.